Molecule: messenger RNA, 906 nt
Organism: Anoplophora glabripennis (Asian longhorned beetle)
Lineage: Eukaryota; Metazoa; Arthropoda; Insecta; Coleoptera; Cerambycidae
Exons: 3
Source: RefSeq, a predicted model, not a curated record
UGAACUUUUAUCGGCAUUAGUGUCUUUCAUAUUUUUUCGCAUAACUGACACGUACAUACACAGUUUCUAUCAAAAAUAGAUAAGUACCUUUGUAAUUUUUUGCAAAUGUCAUAAGAUUUUUCUGUAAUUUGACUUGUGGGUGUUGAUAUCAGUGAAUAUGAGUCUGCUUAAAAUUAGGGCCAGCCCCCUCAACAUGAGGAAGAUAUAUGACGAGGAGGACGAAGACAACUUUAUAUUUUCCAUUCGUGAAGAAAUUGUAGGGAAUACCUUAAACCAAGUAAGCAAGAUUAUCCAGGAAAAUGAUGUAAUGAACCUGGUGGUAGACUGCGCUGUAGACGCUCUGAGAAAAGUGAUCGGUCUACAUUUUUACGUACAUACUAACGUCGUCGAUAUCGGUCAUCCGAACUGGAGUCCUGAUGAGCCAAUUCCUCCGUCCCCGCCUGAUUGCUUGACUACGAGGAUGGUCCCUAUAAGACCCCAGCCGACAGGAGUGGUAACCGAUCAAAAAGACCAAAAGCCGGAGCCCUGCCAGUGCGAGCUUGGUGUUGACUGUCUUUGUUUGAAGAGUCCCGGAGAAAGAAUUGAGCAAGCAUUGAUGGAACUUUCUAAGGAAAAGCCAAAGAAGACAAAGAAAUCGGUCGGAUCGACGACUGUGUCUUCAUCCAAAAGCAGUAUGACCCAUUCAUCUUUGUGUAAUACGGAAGAAUCUGAGCUGGAAAUGGAAGAAUUGCUGGUAAAGGACGAACCAAUGGAGGCGGAGGUGAUAACUACCGUCAUUGCCAAAAAGAAACCUGAAUUGGAUGUUCAAGUUCAAGCGGAUGUUAAGUUGCCCAAAAUAGAGACCCCUUCGUUGAAAGAGGGCAAAGAAGAAUCGAAAGGUUUUGACAUAGAACUGCCACCUAUAAG